CUCUUUUAGAGCAGAUGAGCGCAGCUUCUUUCAGAACAUGCAACCUUCACUGUGGAGCUAAAGAAUUUACUUAAAAAAAAAAUCCACACCGUGGAAUAUUUAUAUUAUAAUCAUCAGCGCUAUAUUAUUUAUUUUUUUUUGUUCGUAAGAAGGCUAAAUGACAAGUUGGCAGGCUAGGCAGAGAAACACGCAGUAACCCGGCACAGGACGCGAUGGAGGGCAAAGGGCUGCUUCGAUGUAAGAUCGUGGUGGUUGGUGACACGCAGUGUGGAAAAACAGCUCUUCUCCACGUCUUUGCCAAAGACUCAUACCCAGAGAAUUACGUUCCCACGGUGUUUGAAAAUUACACGGCAAGUUUCGAGAUCGACAAACAGCGUAUCGAGCUCAACAUGUGGGACACGUCAGGUUCAGCCUACUAUGACAACGUGCGACCAUUAGCUUAUCCUGAUGCGGACGCCGUACUCAUCUGUUUUGAUAUAAGUCGCCCAGAGACGCUGGACAGCGUGGUGAAAAAGUGGCAAGGAGAAACGCAGGAGUUUUGCCCCAAUGCCAAAGUGGUGCUGGUUGGCUGCAAGUUGGACUUGAGGACCGACGUGAACAUCAUGAGGGAGCUGUCCAAACACAGACUCAUCCCCGUCACCCACGAACAGGGUACUCAACUAGCGAGACAGAUCGGCGCCGUGGCGUACGCAGAGUGCACCGCCAAAUACUCGGAGAACAGCGUCCGGGAUGUGUUCCAUGUUACCACGUUGGCCUCGGUGACCUGCAUCCACAGGCCCACGUUGAAGCGUGCCGGCUCGCGACGUGGGCUUAAGCGGGUUUCCCAGCAGCCGCCUCGGACUGAGAUUCACGAGCACCCCCCCGCCAUGAGGAAAGAGCGAGCCAAGAGCUGCGUGCUCAUGUAGACUUUAUUUAUUGUGUUCAAGUCUUUUAAACUGCUUUAAAAAAAAAUGGACGGUGUUAGGAAAACGAUGUGUUCAGGUGUUAAAUGAAGCACAGCUAGCAUGGAAGUUAACCAUAACCAUAAUUGCUGAUAAACAAACUAAGCAGUUUCUUUUUAAAUAACGAAAUCUGGACACAAAACGGGUUUGGAGAGCACACAAAAUUCCUAAAACCACAAAUGCAACUAAAACAGGGGUGGGCAAACUACGGCCCGGGGGCCACAUCCGGCCCGCCAAGUGUUUGAAUACGGCCCCAAGUAUUUCAUUUAAACUCAACAUACAACCUGGCAUCAUGGCCUGAGCCAACCUUUUGAUGGUUUUAUCAAUUUCGUUUUUUGACAUGGUCUGUUGUUUACAAAGUGCUCCUGAAAAAAGGGACACAAGCACAUAAUAAUAAUAAUAAUUAUUAUUAUUAUUAUUAGAACUAUUAUGAUUAUUAUAAUUAUUAUAUUAAAGCUAAUUAUUAUAUUAAUUAUAUAUAAUAUUGUUAUAUUUGCAUAUUUUACAUAAUAAUAAUAUAAUAAUUAUUAUUUUAAUUUUAUUGUAAUUAUUAGAAUAUUUUAUUAUUUUUAAAAUAUUUAAAUAUAAAUAUAAAAUAAUAAAUAAUAAUAGCAGAUUGCAUGACAAUUUUACAGAUACAAUAAUACCAGGUGGACUGUUACGUGUAAAAUAUAUAGUCUGCCCCCCCCGUCAUAUCAAGUCAAAAAGUUUGCCCACCCCUGAACUAAAACCAUGUCUGACUAUACAAUACUGAUGUGCUGUUUAAUCAAUAAUACUGUUUUACUGCCCAAUGGGAAAGAAUAAGACACAAAUAAGACAGGAAAUGUUAAGUUGUUUAUGUGAUUAUGAAAUAAAUAACUUGCACUGCUAAGUCACUGAAUAUAUGAAACUGAAAUAUGUAUCAUAAAUAUGUUGUUUGGGUCUGGUCCACGUCAAGAUUUUCUAAACAUUUUGAGCGUUCCUGAAUUUUUGGAAAACCGUACCACUUUCUCUUAAACUUAAAAAAAUGAUUAUGGGAUUAAGGAUGAUUUUUUUUUUUUUUAAGUCGUCCAAAAAUAAAAUGGCCUUAUUGCAGGUUCAAGUGCCAACUGUUGCUUUGGAGUCGAGGCAAUUCGGUUUUAAACACGGCUCCCGCGCAGGCCUCACAGCGAGAAGACCCGAGUUCAAUACCACCCUCUGUGUGGAGUUUGAAUGUGUGUACCGCUUUUUCCUCAUGAGGGUCGCGGGGGUGCUGGA
Doryrhamphus excisus (bluestripe pipefish) is the source of this 2177-nucleotide messenger RNA. Its product is annotated as rho-related GTP-binding protein RhoN-like. Gene Ontology annotation, molecular function: GTP binding; GTPase activity. The record is from RefSeq and is a predicted model, not a curated record. NCBI's taxonomy places the organism in Eukaryota, Metazoa, Chordata, Actinopteri, Syngnathiformes, Syngnathidae. Gene Ontology annotation, biological process: small GTPase-mediated signal transduction.